AUGCUGCGCGACGUGCUGUGGAUGUUGCUCCUGGCGCUCUCCAGCGUCGCCGUGACGGCUCUGAAUACCACCAAUACGACGAGCGACGAGCCCGACUUGACGAUACCGACGUGGCACGCCGAGGCGUCGUCGCGCCGACCGGUUGAAAUCGACUUGGACCAUGACGACUACCUCAAGGAGCUCGGUUUGCCCAGCGACGACGAGCUCAACGAGCUCAUCCAAGAAGCCGAGGCCCAGCAAGCGGCACAGGCCGACGCGACCGAGGCGCCGACGCAAGCCCCCAGCUCGACUCCGAUCAAAGUCUCUGUCGGGGCCAGCGCCUCGGACAUUCACAUGCGCAUCAUUAGCGUCAGCAUGCCGCUUCAAUGCAAGAAAUAG
Saprolegnia diclina VS20 is the source of this 378-nucleotide messenger RNA. RefSeq lists its product as hypothetical. The transcript is spliced from 2 exons. Bases 1 to 378 code for a protein of 125 amino acids. The record is from RefSeq and is a predicted model, not a curated record. Lineage: Eukaryota; Oomycota; Saprolegniomycetes; Saprolegniales; Saprolegniaceae.